Messenger RNA from Pieris macdunnoughi, 417 nucleotides. NCBI's taxonomy places the organism in Eukaryota, Metazoa, Arthropoda, Insecta, Lepidoptera, Pieridae. The record is from the annotation of a GenBank genome assembly.
AUGAAGAACACAAUUUUAUUUAUAACUUUUCAAGCCAUUAUUAUUCAGACCGCUUACUCUCAAUGUGUCAAUCGAGUUGUCUCCAACUGCGCUCCUAACGUUGUCGAAACGAUUCUGCCAAACCAAUACUUUGGCUGCGGGCCACCAGGUCCCGUACUGCCCGCUUUCGGAGCAUUGGCACCUGCUCCCGUUUUGGCACCGCCUCUAGUGCCAGGUGUGAUCUCUGAAGUUGGAUAUCCAACUGUUAUUCAAGACAGCAGUGUUGCUAAUAACUUGGCAAACGCCCUACAGCUACUUGUUGUUAGCAAUUUGUUGAGUAGCACAUUGCCAGGCCCCUGUGAAUUGCCAUUACCCGGAUAUCCGGUGGAAAGUGUGGUUCCAGUGUCAUCGAUGCCAGCCUAUAAUUAUGUUUACUAG